UUUUUUAAAAAUAAAAUUUGAUAAUUAAUUAUGAGCUAAAUAAAAUUCAAUCAAGCCGCCGAAUUCCAGCUAUGAGAAUUGGGUUACAGGAGCCCUAUAUCCCUACAACAAAUCGUGAACCACCAAAAACAAAUACUCGUAGCUCUUACAAAAACAACAACCCACACACCCACACACUCUCUCUCUCUCUCUAAAACAUGCAGAGGCAGUCGCUGGGUUCGCCGUCGUCGAAGCUGGUGAAAGAUGAGCAGCUGCAAUCCCAAUCUGCUUCAUCAUCUGCAUCAUCAAGUGUUGGCUGCGGAGAGGAAUGCCGGCAAGAAGAAGAGCUCAAAAAGCUCAAGCCCAAAUCCGCCAUGCCUCACUCCUACAUUCACCUUAUCCCUCUCCUCACCCUCCUCUGCUUCCUCAUUCUCUAUCUCUCCUCCCACAAUCCCUCUCUAAACGAUUUGGCCGAGUUCAAUGGCGUCAAGCCUUUUUCUGACACUGCUGAAAAUAAUAUUUCGGAAUUGCAACGGAUAUUGGAGAUUGGGAAAGGCGAUAUAUUGGCCGUACGGAGCUUGAAGAACUUAAAGCAGGAGGCCAAGCACCGGCGCCUCCACCGCAAAAUCGCCCAUUUUUAGGCCUCCCUCUCUCUCUCUCUCUCUCUCUGCUCAAUUUUUUUAUUCACAACUCUCUCUCUCUCUCUCGUGACAAAUUUACAUCAUUUGGAUUUUAGUUUUCCUCAUGGCUCCAUCUGGGGGGACUUCUGUCGGUGGCAUCUCUCAAUUGUGGCUUCUUUCUUCUUCUUCUUUUUUCUUUUUCUUUUUCUUUUUCUUUUUCUUUUUCUCUCCAUUUCUAAUGUGAAUUUGAUGGCGAUUUUAACUAUUUGUACACGUGUAUUAAUUUUUGUGCCCAUCUCUAGUUAUGAAUUAUUGAUUCCUCUA
Messenger RNA from Salvia miltiorrhiza (redroot sage), 923 nucleotides. RefSeq lists its product as uncharacterized. Lineage: Eukaryota; Viridiplantae; Streptophyta; Magnoliopsida; Lamiales; Lamiaceae. The record is from RefSeq and is a predicted model, not a curated record. Bases 198 to 620 code for a protein of 140 amino acids. The transcript has 3 exons.